AUGGCCACCCUCGGAUCUCCCUCCCCUCCCUCCUCGCCCUCGCUCAACUUCCGGCGCAAGAGCUGGGCCCGCCGACUGGAAAGAUGCUGCUGCCAAACACUCGCCUACUUCCCUCUGACCUUCGUCUACGGCCUCACGACAUGGGCCGUCUACGUCGAAGUCAACAUCAGCUUCUGGAGCAGCGCAUCCACGACCUCCUACAUCAGCGCCUUUCUCGGUCUAGCCCUCUACCUCCUCGCCAAUACCAGCUAUACCGUCGCCGUUUUCACCUCCCCCGGGUCUCCUCUGGACCCGCGACAAGAUUGGCGCGAUCGCGGCCUCUUCCCUAAAUCCAGCUCCACCUACUCCGCCCUCCCUACAAGCGAGCGGCACGACGACCACUCUUAUGCACCGCACAGCAGCGGCACCAAUGGCAUGACCACCCUCACCGCCAAAUCCUCCACCGGCAAACCUCGCUACUGCAAAAAAUGCCACGUCACCAAACCCGACCGCGCCCACCACUGCUCUACCUGUGGACAGUGCGUGCUGAAGAUGGACCAUCACUGCCCUUGGCUCGCUACUUGCGUGGGUCUGCAUAACUAUAAACCCUUCCUCUUGUUCCUCACCUACACGUCGCUGUUCUGCUGGCUCUGCUUUGCGGUUAGUGGAUGGUGGGUGUGGAACACGAUCGCCGAGGCGCAGCGGAUGGAGGAGGGGAUGAAAAUUGUCAAUGCGAUAUUGCUCGCGGUGCUGGGAGGGAUUAUAGGAUUGGUGUUGACGGGUUUCACGGGCUGGCAUAUUUGGUUGGCAGUGAGUGGACAAACUACGAUCGAGAGUCUGGAGAAGACGCGAUACCUCAGCCCCUUACGGAGAAGCAUGGAGCCAUCGGCAGCGCACGGAGCCGGACGACACUACAUCGGCCAGGACCCAGAAAGUAGAGAAGAAGAAGGCCAAACCCUCCUCGACCACCUCAAAGAAACCCACGCCAACGCCCUCCCUGGCAUCCUCCGCCCGGAAGAAGGCGAAGAAUCCCGCCCGCCCUCCUCAACCCCCACACCUCUCCCCCAAGCCUCUUUCACCCACACCCACACCCGCGCCCCCUCCGACUCACCAGCAAAGAACUCCCUGACCCAAUCCUACGCCUCUCUCGAAGCCGCCCGCGAACGUGCCCGCUACGCCGCUUAUCAGGACGAACUCGACAGCGCCAAACUGCCCAACGCCUUUGAUCUCGGCUGGAAGCGCAACCUCCUACACGUUCUCGGGCCGCAGUGGUUUUUCUGGCCGCUGCCGGUGUGUAACUCGACGGGCGACGGGUGGGGCUGGGAUGUUUCGCAGGAGUGGAGGGAGGCGGUGGAAGUGGUGAAGAGGGAAAGGGAGGCGAGGGAGAGGGAGGAAGCGGUAUGGGAUGGUGCUGGACACGGUAGGGAGGAGCCGAGGAGGGAUUUCAGGUGGCAGGCUGGGCAGGGUUUCGUGAAUCAUGCUCCGCCGCCGCCGGGAAGGUACCAGGAUGGCGGUGAUGAAUUGGAUGACGAGGGCAGGCAGAUGCAGAUGCAGCCGUUGGAUCGGAGGAAACCGCUGCCGCCGAGGGUGUCGUCGAGGAAUAGCGGUGCUGGUGGUGGUGGGGAGGUUGAUUCCUAUGAUACGAGCAGUGAUGAGGAUGUACAGCAAAGGAGGUUUGAGGCGCGUGGGACGAAUGGGACGGCGAAUUGGAACGACAUUCCUGAUGAUUUUCUAUCGGCUGGGCGCAGGAGCGAGGGUGUGAAUAGGAGUAGGAGUCGCGGGAGGAGGAAGGGGGACUAG
This is a messenger RNA of Saxophila tyrrhenica, 1779 nucleotides long. RefSeq names its product palmitoyltransferase for Vac8p (gene PFA3). The record is from RefSeq and is a predicted model, not a curated record. Lineage: Eukaryota; Fungi; Ascomycota; Dothideomycetes; Mycosphaerellales; Extremaceae. Gene Ontology annotation, molecular function: palmitoyltransferase activity. The transcript has a single exon. Bases 1 to 1779 code for a protein of 592 amino acids.